AUGACGAAAGAUCGUCUACUGAGAAAGCUGGAGUACCGCCCUGAGUUCAGCCAGCUGCUGAGAAACAACCUCGCAACGCUUCGGCCACCUCACAGUGUCGCUUUUCGCUACAUCAGUGACGAAUUGGAAAGGUCAGACGAAGCGCACGCAUGGGUGAACGCACCACGAUCGUUAAUUCUGGUGGUCAACAGUGGCCAAAAACCACUUCAACCAAAUGAAGCCUCCGAAACAGUGGAAUUUUCAGCCAGGAUGCUGGAUCACUGCUCACACAAUAUGAAGGACGCCGUCGUCCUCAAUUGGUGCUGCACAAUGUCGUAUGGCAAGGACAACGGCCUGCGAAUGGUCAGCCAUCUGAUCGGCCAAGCGCUCUCACACCCGCUGGCCGACUUCGCCUACUUGGACAUCUCACUUAACACCGGUCGGCUCGUGCUCGACUUCACGCAGCGGCUCGCGAUCCUCGAUCAAGCGUUGUCCGGGCUGCUCAAACGUGCCCCUGUUGUCGUGGUGAUUGACUCCGUCGACGUCUACGAAGGGCCGGGCAAGGAGAAUAUGUACGUGGGUGCUGCGUUGACAAGACUUGAGGAGAUGGCGGAGUGGGCGUAUGAGCGCGGGAAAUUCCCGCUUAAGAUUAUGAUCACAUCGACGGCGGUGUUUAAGCCUUUGGGUAAGGUCGUGGGUAUCACGCGAAUGUUGAACGUGCCGCCGGAGGUGGUUUAG
Molecule: messenger RNA, 717 nt
Organism: Saxophila tyrrhenica
Lineage: Eukaryota; Fungi; Ascomycota; Dothideomycetes; Mycosphaerellales; Extremaceae
Exons: 2
Coding region: 1-717 (238 amino acids)
Source: RefSeq, a predicted model, not a curated record